Molecule: messenger RNA, 1170 nt
Organism: Magallana angulata
Lineage: Eukaryota; Metazoa; Mollusca; Bivalvia; Ostreida; Ostreidae
Exons: 1
Coding region: 1-1170 (389 amino acids)
Source: RefSeq, a predicted model, not a curated record
AUGGCAGAAGAGGAUAGGAAUUACUUGAGGUUUUUAUGGCAUCGUGAUAAUGACCCAGACAGAGAACUUGUGGAAUACAGAAUGUGUAAACAUGUUUUUGGAAAUUCACCAUCUCCAGCAAUUGCCACAUAUGGUCUGAGAAAGGCAGUCAAUGUAGAUCCUACAGCAAGUGAGGAGGUAGUGAACUUCGUUAACAGGAACUUUUAUGUAGACGAUGGUCUGCUUUCGACAACAACACCAGAGAAAGCUUUUGAAAUAAUGAAAAAGACACAAGCUGCUCUAUUGACUGGUGGAAAUUUGCGCCUUCAUAAGGUCGCUUCCAACAACAAGGAUGUUGUCAAUGCAUUCCCACCAGAGGAGAGAGAAUCAGAUCUGGAAAAUAUGGACUUAAGUGUCAUGGAUGAUGUUCCACUUCAAAGAAGUUUAGGACUACAAUGGAGCUUGCAAACGGAUUCAUUUGCAUUUCAAGUGAAGUUUGAAGAGAAGCCAUUUACUAAAAGAGGUGUCUUGUCUACUCUCCACAGCAUUUUUGACCCUCUUGGGUUUGUUGCUCCAUUUAUUCUCCUGCGUCGCAUGAUUUUUAGAGAGCUGAUGGAAUUGUCUUGUGACUGGGAUGAACCCUUACCUGUAGAAAUUGAGAGACGAUGGAGAGAAUGGAAGAAUAGUGCAAGUGAUCUGUUUCCAAGGAUGUUCACUUCUAUUCCGUUCAAUGAGGCCAUUAGGACAGAGCUCCAUGUAUACUCAGAUGCGUCAGAGCAAGGCGUGGUAGCAGUGGUAUAUCUGAAGGUUUUCAGGACAGAUGACGAAUAUGAGUUUGGUUUUGUAUUUGGUAAAUCCCAACUCUCACCCAGACAUGGGCAUACCGUACCUAGAUUAGAACUUUGUUCCGCUGUUUUAGCAUCUGAAAUUGCUACCGCUGUAACAAGGCAGUUAGACAGUCCAGUUGACGCUACAUACUUCUACUCUGAUAGCAAGGUUGUCUUAGGAUAUUUAAGCAACAGGACAAGAAGGUUUUACACAUAUGUAAGUAACAGGGUAGAAAGGAAAUUGCGUGUUUCACAGCCAGCUCAAUGGAACUACAUUCCCUCGGAGCAAAACCCAGCAGAUGUGGGAACAAGAGGAGUUCAAGCAAAGAAUCUAGCAGAUAGAUCAAAUGGUAAAUCCAGAUGA